CGCGUCACGCGAAUACGUGUCUCAUACCAGUAGCGGACAAGGCAUAACCACGAUCAAGUCCUCGCAGUCGCCUCACUACCUCAGUGACUCAGUCGCCUGCCUCAGCUUCUCAAGUGUAAACCCGCCUCGUUAGCUGUGUCUCAUGCAACAGCUCAGUGCCUCCCUAGAAACCUAGACUUUUUGAUUAAAGAGACUUAUAAUUGGUUUUCCCACUCUGCUAUCCGCCAAGCUAGAUACAAGGAAAUAUUUUCUCUGAUAAAUGAUGGUCAAGCUCCACUUAAAUUAAUUCACCUGAGUCAGACUCGAUGGCUUUCAGUUGAAUCGGCAAUAGUCAGAAUUUUGCAACAAUGGCUUGAACUUAAGACUCACUUUGGCAUGGCAAGACAUGGUGAAAAGUGUUACACAGCUGAGAUCCUGUAUGGAAUGUUUUGUGACAAGGAAAACUAUGCAUUCCUUGUAUUUCUGAAACAUAUUCUGGGAGAAGUUCAGCGAGUUAAUAAGAAAUUUGAAGCAGAGGUACAAGAUCCAACGAAACUACUGAGUGACCUUCAUCUUAUUGAUUCUAUGAAGUCAAAGGUCCUCAUCCCAGGUAAAACAUUAAAGGCAGGGGAGUUGAUUGAAAGCUACUUGGACCCACGUCCUUACUUGGGAUAUGAGUUUGAAAAGGAGAUGUCAGAAUGCAAAUUUCCUCAUGAAAAACAAAUAAGACAAAGAUGUGUAAGUUUUGUUGUGGAGCUAAUCAAACAGCUUGAACAACGUCUGCCUGACAAUGUUCAAGUCUUGCAGUCAAUGUCCUUACCGAGUGCAGGUGAAUGCUUGCAACCCAUAAAGCCUGGAAUAAUAGAUCUAGCAAAGAUGUUCACUGAGAGUGAUGAAAUUUUGACACGAAUUGACUUCCAGUGGAGAAAUCUACAUAAAAUACUGUGGAAGAAAAAUACUGACACAUCAGAACUCUGGGCUGAAAUAUCUUCGCACACAGAUGCAACUGGAGAAAACCCCUUCAGUGAUCUUGCAGAAUUGGCUUUGACUGUCCUAACACUACCUCACUCGAAUGCAGAUGUGGAACGCAUCUUCAGUCACAUGAAUAUCGUGAAGUCAAAGCUACGAAAUCGGCUGAGUAUCAAAAGCUUAAAUGCGUUGCUGACUAUUAGAUAUGGACUACGAAGAAAUGAAAGCUGCUGCUAUGAUUACAAACUGCCUAAGGAAGUACUUCAAAGUAUUGGAACACUUAAAGCAUACGAGUCAUCACAAUCUCCAGCAGGAUGCUCACACACACAACCACAGCAGAGUGCCGCCACAGACGAAGAGAUUGGAGACUGGGAGCUGGCAGAUUUGGAGUAAAAGUGAGUAUUUUGCUGUGAAUCCAUUAUAUUUUAUGCUACAUAUAUUUCAGCAUUAAAAGUUAGGUGAAAGGACAAUUAAUAGGGAUACUACACAACUUUGCGAAAUUUAGCACUUUU
Portunus trituberculatus (swimming crab) is the source of this 1460-nucleotide messenger RNA. RefSeq lists its product as uncharacterized. The record is from RefSeq and is a predicted model, not a curated record. Gene Ontology annotation, molecular function: protein dimerization activity. NCBI's taxonomy places the organism in Eukaryota, Metazoa, Arthropoda, Malacostraca, Decapoda, Portunidae. Bases 376 to 1341 code for a protein of 321 amino acids. The transcript has 2 exons.